GCAAAUUCCAAUUUACCAUGGAAACCAAGAGAAGUGUCCUGGCAAUACUGGCUCUCUGCCUGUUAUGCGCUGCAGUAACAGAAAGCAUCCCAGUGUCAAGGACCGGAGAACUCAGGUGUUUGUGCAUAAAGACAGAAAGCAAGCCUAUCCAUCCCAAGCACAUAAAGAAUAUCGAGAUGAUCCCUAAAGGGCCCCACUGCAAAAACGUGGAAGUCAUUGCAACUUUGACAAGUGGGGACGAUAUCUGCUUGGAGCCAACAGCCCCAUGGGUUAAGAGGAUCAUUGAAAAAAUUCUAGCUAGCUCUAAGACACCUGUUUCUGCUCUUUAAGUUGCUGAAAGUUCCAUCUACAUUGGGAUGUCAACAUUGAGUGGAACCUGCUUGUGCUUUCUCAUAUUUGAGAACAACGUAUCAACCAGAUUACAACUUUCUCAAGCAAUCAAAGCUGCUGGGAGAGAAAAGAGGAUUACUACUAUGUGGUUUGCAGAAUAUCCUUGCUAAAUAAUAUAUUUAUGUUUCCAGUCAAUAGGGAUAUUUAUAUAGGAAAUCAGACACAAGAUUGAGUAUAAGUUACAACAUUGAAAAGUAUUCUUAGUACCUUUUUUGAAGUUCAGAAAUGUGUAUCCAUGAAAAGCUUGUUCUAAGGAAUAAUCAUAGAAUUAUGGUUUUGCUGUUUAUUAUUAACAGUUCAGGGUACAUGAAAAGAUGAGUGUGUGUGACAAUAGUGUGGCCAAUAACUGUAAAAGAAUCUUAAUUCAAUGAAAUAGCUUUAGUUUCCUGGAAGAAACUUGAAACUGCUUUUAUACUGUGUGGUCUGAGCAAUAUGUAUUUUUGUCUGGAAUAUUUAAAAUUGUGAGAUUUAUUUAUUUUCAGUAUUUAUUUCUAAUAUGUGUAUAUUGAUAUUUGAUUAUACAUUUUAUUUUUGUGAAGUAAUUUCAAUGCAUAAUUAAAUACACUUUGUUUAUUCACUUUUAA
Messenger RNA from Xenopus laevis (African clawed frog), 974 nucleotides. RefSeq names its product chemokine (C-X-C motif) ligand 8 L homeolog (gene cxcl8a.L). Bases 18 to 329 code for a protein of 103 amino acids. Gene Ontology annotation, molecular function: chemokine activity. Gene Ontology annotation, cellular component: extracellular region. NCBI's taxonomy places the organism in Eukaryota, Metazoa, Chordata, Amphibia, Anura, Pipidae. The transcript has 4 exons. Gene Ontology annotation, biological process: chemotaxis; defense response; immune response. The record is from RefSeq and is marked provisional.